This is a messenger RNA of Daktulosphaira vitifoliae (grape phylloxera), 1147 nucleotides long. RefSeq lists its product as uncharacterized. Bases 63 to 977 code for a protein of 304 amino acids. Lineage: Eukaryota; Metazoa; Arthropoda; Insecta; Hemiptera; Phylloxeridae. The record is from RefSeq and is a predicted model, not a curated record. The transcript is spliced from 2 exons.
ACUUCUUCAAAAUAUAUUUUGUGCAAUAAAUUUCAAUAAUAUAUGUUUAAAUUAUUUUUAAAAUGUUUUCAUUAAAAUUUGUCAAGUUUAGUUUUUUAUUAUUUUAUGUGAUUUUAUAUACAAAAGCAGAUACGACUUCAAUAAAAGCAAUAGAUCAAUUAGAUAAGAUAUUAAAGUAUCCAGGAUGGAAAAAUUUAAAUGAUGUACACUUCAUAAAAUAUUAUGAUAUAAAUCAUUAUCUGCAAAAUCAGAUUCAAACACCUACAAAAUUCUAUAAAUGUGGUCAAAAGAUACGAGUCUUAACUAUAUAUCUUGGAUGCACAUAUGCAAAAGUUAUGGUUAAUCUUUUUACAGUUAUCAACAAUGUCUUAAUAAAUGGAAGCAUUUAUAUCGAAGAACUCAUUAACAUAAUAGCUAUAUUAAUUGUUCCAAUAGCAACAUUUAUGAAAAGCGCCAUGGACGCUUUAGAUUUAUUACACAAUAAACCAUGGGCUACUUUUAAAAAAAACUAUAAGUAUCACUACAUGAUAAGUCCUUUAUUAGAAAGAAUAGGAAAUAUUCUUGAUAAAUUGAAUGAUCCAGGUAUAUUAUAUAAUUAUAGAUCUACAAAAUUUUGCACAUUUGAUAUUGUAAAUAUAUUUUCUAAAAGCAUAAUAAAUGAUUUACAAUAUGAAACUGAGCCAUUUUGUGAAUUUGUACUUUAUGAUAAAAAUGAGUUAUGGAAUAAAUGGAUUCAAGAAUAUAAUGCUAUUAUUAACCAAGGCGUAAAGCUAAUAUUUUUCACAUUUUUAACCAUAAAAAUUAAAGAUUAUAUCAAGACAGUAACUAUAGAGAAGUAUUUUCAACUAGGAUUUAAAUUUGAUCCAAUCACCGGAGAAACGUUUGUACCAACACGGGAGGAGCUAAUUGAACUAGAAUUGGAAUUUAAAGCAAUAGAUCAAGAACCUCCAACUUCAAUACAAAUAGAAAAUCAUUAAAUGUUGUAAUAAAAUAAAUUUUAUUCUACAUUUGUUUUAUAAUUAAUUACAAUUUAUUUUAAUGCUUAGUAAAUCUAUAAAUUACUAUUACAACAUAAAUAUGAAUGGUGAAUCAUAGAAUUAUUUAUUGGUUGCGCAUGGAAAAGUUUAAUACAAUAUAUAUUAACAAU